AUGUUGUUUGGAGACACUGACCCUGAUUAUGAAAUUCAAGAAAAGCAAAAUAAAUCCAACCAUGGGGACGACUUGGCAGAUUUGCCACAGCCCUGGGGGUUCCCAGCUCGUGAGUUCCUGCGGAAGAAGCUGAUCGGGAAGGAGGUCUGCUUUACCGUGGAGUACAAGACUCCGCAAGGCCGGGAGUACGGGAUGGUGUACUUGGGGAAAGACACGAGUGGCGAGAACAUUGCUGAGUCCCUCGUGGCCGAAGGGCUGGCCUCCCGCCGGGAAGGGAUCCGAGCCAACAACCCUGAGCAGAGCAGGCUGGCGGAGCUGGAGGAGCAGGCCAAGAGUGCCAAGAAGGGGAUGUGGAGUGAGGGGACGGGCUCUCACACCAUCCGGGAUCUCAAGUACACGAUCGAAAACCCCCGGCACUUCGUGGACUCCAUGCACCAGAAGCCAGUCAACGCCAUCAUAGAGCACGUCCGGGACGGCAGCGUGGUGAGAGCCCUUCUCCUCCCCGAUUACUACCUGGUCACCGUCAUGCUCUCGGGGAUCAAGUGCCCCACAUUCAAGCGGGAGGCAGAUGCCCCCGAAGUCCCCGAGCCGUUUGCAGCCGAAGCGAAGUUCUUCACGGAGUCACGGCUGCUGCAGAGGGACGUGCAGAUUGUCUUGGAGAGCUGCCACAACCAGAACAUCCUGGGCACCAUCCUGCACCCGAAUGGGAACAUCACCGAGCUCUUGCUGAAGGAGGGCUUUGCCCGCUGCGUGGACUGGUCCAUCGCCGUCUACACCCGCGGCGCUGACAAGCUGCGUGCAGCCGAAAGGUUCGCCAAGGAGCGCAAGCUGAGGAUCUGGAGGGACUAUGUGGCCCCCACAGCAAACCUGGAUCAGAAGGACAAGCAGUUUGUAGCCAAGGUGAUGCAGGUGCUGAACGCAGACGCCAUCGUGGUGAAGCUGAACUCUGGGGACCACAAAACCAUUCACCUGUCCAGCAUCCGACCCCCCCGGCUGGAGGGGGACAGCACGCAGGACAAGAACAGGAAGCUGAGGCCCCUCUACGACAUUCCCUACAUGUUCGAGGCCCGGGAGUUCCUGCGCAAGAAGCUCAUCGGGAAGAAGGUGAACGUGACGGUGGACUACAUCCGACCGGCCAGCAGCGCCACCGAGACCGUGCCUGCCUUCUCCGAGCGCACGUGUGCCACCGUCUCCAUUGGAGGAAU
Molecule: messenger RNA, 1205 nt
Organism: Pygoscelis adeliae (Adelie penguin)
Lineage: Eukaryota; Metazoa; Chordata; Aves; Sphenisciformes; Spheniscidae
Gene: SND1
Product: staphylococcal nuclease and tudor domain containing 1
Exons: 11
Biological process (GO): mRNA catabolic process
Cellular component (GO): nucleus; cytosol
Molecular function (GO): nuclease activity; RNA binding
Source: RefSeq, a predicted model, not a curated record